This is a messenger RNA of Psilocybe cubensis, 1512 nucleotides long. RefSeq lists its product as uncharacterized. The transcript is spliced from 2 exons. The record is from RefSeq and is a predicted model, not a curated record. The coding region runs from base 1 to 1512 and encodes 503 amino acids. NCBI's taxonomy places the organism in Eukaryota, Fungi, Basidiomycota, Agaricomycetes, Agaricales, Agrocybaceae.
AUGGGGUGGGAUCAACUCGCGGCCGAACUAUGGACGAAGAUUGCGGACGAGUGCUACUCACCUGAUGAAGUCCGCGCCCUUUGCUCUCCUGAAAUGCCACGGCACAUCCGGGACAGUGCUCGACCUGUUCUAUUCCGAAGUCUGAUGUUUAGAGCAUACAACAUGAUAGACCGUUUUGAUUUUAGCAAGGUCGAACCUCAUCAAUACCCAAGCUCCGUGAUUGAAAUGCAAGAACUAUCUCGCCGAAGGUUUACCGAGCUCCCAUUGAGCCCUCUGGCGCGCCAUGUCCGCUUUUGGAACUAUAUAGGAUAUUUGCCCCAGCCUACUACCCCUGAUUUGGUCAACAAGGAGAGCGCAAAGAAAAUUUUUUUGCGAACGUAUGCUGACGCGAUGUGGCCAUUGUUCAGAGCAAGCCUUCCGCUCUACAUCGGAUUGACGAGCCUCAUUAUGGCAAACGUUGUCAUUGACGAUGAGACUGUUACAGCUUUGAACACUUUGGACAACCUGGAAUUACUGCGGUUCAUCAACUGCAUUGUUUCCAUUACCACGAAGUGCUUGCGUUGCUUCGACCAUUUAACGGGAUAUCUACAACAAGAGGCCAACCCAACCUUCCGCGUUGAGCUCAUGAUUGGAGUUUGUCCCACCCUGACCAACUUGAAUAUCUCUGCCGGUAAAGGACACUACCGCGAGCUCUACUCCGCUUUGGAGCAGUGCCCUCUCCUACAGGAACUCUGUAUCGAAUUUACCGCAAUCGACGAGGUGGCUUUUGAAAGACCCUCGCCAGAGGCGCAUCUCUCUAUCACAGCCUGCCCACAUUUAUCCGAAUACACGGGACCUGCCUACUACGCCGCAGACAUCAUUACAGGUCGGCCGGUGCACACGAUCAAGCUCGUCCAAUUACCUGAUCGGGCUCUAGAGCAUCCAUGCAUUGACUGGAUCAGGGAGCAUUUUAAAAGAGGAACCGUGCCUGUGGAAGUCUUUGAGAGUCCUCAAUGGCCGGCGAGUGCAUGCAUUGACGAAACGUUCCCAACACUGUUUCACGAAUUCCCUCAUUUAGUGUCGUUGCGACUUAUCAUUGCACCGUUUCAGCUGAAUGAGGACGUCAAUCUGCGUGACGAAGCAGAAAGAGAGAGAUACAAUACAUUGCAUUACCUUAAUAUCCUGCACAUUCUGAGUGCACCUCUCCCAUACAAGAUACCACCGACCUUGCGGACCUUGGAGCUAGUCACUGACACAGAAUAUGAAAGGCACCCAAUUCAUACUAUUUUUUGGGAUGUCGUAGAGGCACUGAGGCACUCUGCGAACUUUGCAAAUCUGCAAAAAUUGGUCGUUGGUACUCUUGAACGCUUCCAGACAUGGGGGAAAUCGGAAUAUGGAAUCUGGGAAAUGGUGCUCGAAGAAACAAGUUUUGACUUUGAUGGAGAAGGCUGGGAGUACUACAGCGACUUUGAAGACACAUCAGAUGAUCGGAGAGAUAUAACGGAGGGGGAAGAGGCGUCUAUAGAUAUUUGA